CCGGGGCAGUGUUGAAGGCUCACCGGCAGUGUGGCUCCCAGCACCCCCUGCAUGCCCAUGAUGAGGGGGCUCCGUGCCCGCUACCACCUCCUGCCCGACAAGGAUGAGGAGCAGCCCAUGGUAUGCAGGGAGCCGGCCGGCGAGGGGCAGCCGGGCUGGGAGGGAGCCCCAGCAGCGGUCCCAGACCUGGAGGAGCCGUGCAAGCUGGUGCUCAGCAUGCCAAGCAGUGUCCUGCAGGACAGGGAGAUCCAGGAGCUGGGCUCCCACCUGCCCCCCCGACUGAUGCAGCAGCCCUGGCACCUGCUCUACUGCACUGGCCGGGAUGGCUUCAGCUUGCGGACCCUGUACCGGUGUGGGAACCAGCCAGGUUGCCCUGCCCUGCUGCUCAUCAGGGACACGGAGGCACAGGCCUUCGGUGCCUUCUCUGCCACCCCCAUUCGCUGCAGCAAUGGCUUCUACGGAACAGGGGAGACUUUCCUCUUCUCCUUUUCCCCCGAGCUGAAGGUGUUCAGGUGGACAGGCAGGAACAACUUCUUCCUGAAAGGGGAUGUGGACCUGCUGAUGGUCGGUGGGGGCAGUGGCAGAUUUGGGCUGUGGCUGGAUGGAGACCUACACCAUGGGGGCAGCCACCCCUGUGAGACCUUCGGCAACGAGACCCUCUCACACCGGGAAGAGUUCUGCAUCCAGGACCUGGAACUGUGGGGCCUGGCCUGACCCCACCGCCCACACAUGGGGACAAAUGUGGCAGCGAGGGGAUGCUUUGAGAGCAAUGCCAUGUUCAACAGCUGUUCCCUGCCAGCACCUGCUGAGCCUGCUGGGUCAGUGCACAGCCUUGCCCCUGCCUCCUUCCACUCUGUCACCACCAAUGUUCCCGUUUCAUGUGCCAACAGUCAGUGGGGGCAAUGUGAUAGGGGCAGAGUGAUGGCAACAGGCUGCAGUGGGAUCUCAGCCUCCCCGCAGUGCUGCUGCCACCAUGCUGGGGUCCCUGCAGGACCGACCCCCACCACGGCACCAAGCACCCUGCCUGGCUGGGAUGAUGCAGAGCCGCCCCAGGAGGAGGGUGUGUGGCAGGGCCGAGCAGCCCCAGGUCCCCAGAUGGAGGAGCAAGCUUGGAGAGGAGGAUGAUGCUGGCAAGACGGAGCAAGCCCAGGCAACCUCUGUCCCUCCAGCCGUGGCCCCUGGGGAUGGUGCUGCCAGGGCUGGCAGGCAAUAUGGUGGCUUCUCAUCAAUAAACAGGCAGAGCCGUG
Phalacrocorax carbo (great cormorant) is the source of this 1247-nucleotide messenger RNA. The record is from RefSeq and is a predicted model, not a curated record. Lineage: Eukaryota; Metazoa; Chordata; Aves; Suliformes; Phalacrocoracidae.